AUGGUGCAAUCUCAAAUAAUCAAGCCGUAUUUGAGAACAAUGCGAUCAUUUGAUUUGGACAGCGACAACAACGUGGAAAUCAAGCCGCACCGGGAGACCUGUUUACAGGAGACGCUGCCGACACGCAACACCGGCCGCCGGCCAGGGAGCAACAAAUUGGUGCACAAGUUAGUAGUUAGAAAAUACUUAUUACUAUACAUAGUAUGGACGCGUUUAAGAUCUAUUGGAUUAGGAAUGGGGCAUAUUUAAUAUCAACAACCUAUAACCAUGUACUAUGGUCUGUGCAAGUCCAACAAUAAUUUGUCUCCAUUUCUUCAAUUUUUAACAUAUUUUCAGACAGCGGCCCCUCAUAACUUGAAUGGCCCAACAUUUUCGCAGCCUAUCGAGAUUUACUCAGUAACUCGAAUUUAUAUAAAGUAAAUCCACCUAUAGUAGACAGUAGUAUAAAAUGAUAUGUAAAUUCGUUUUUAUUGUUACAAAAUAAUUAGGCGGGAUCCAAAUUGGACAAUUAGUCGUUGUAUUGCUUAUUGCUGCUGUAGAAUCAUUUUUUUAAAGUAACAGAUUCAAUUUUUUUUAUCAGUUUUUUAAACAAUAUAGGUACUAAAUUGAUUUAAAUUGUAAAAGAUCAAAAUUAAAAAUUAAUUUUUUUUCUAUACUAUUUCAAUAAAAAUAUUAUUUUCUUGUAUUUUCCCGUUUUUUCAAAUUAUUAUGAAAACUGCUUGGAAAAUCAAAAAACGACUUUCUAGAUCAUCAACUAGAUUAAAAAUUCAACUAAAAAGGUCUCUUGUAGAUUUUCUAUUGAAGUAAUAUCUUUUGAACAAAACAUAAGCCGUACAAAUUUUAAAUUAUUAAAUUGUUGCUCCGUAAUUUGAAAAUUAUCGUAUUUUUCAUCCUUUAGGUCUUUCCCAAUUAUGAAAAAUAUUUUGGAUACCUAAUCUUUGACAGUGGCUAUAUAUUUUAAACGGAACAAAAUCGAUUUCUAGUUCUUUUUCAUUCGGAGCAAUAUUUCUGGUAGAAAAUAUUGUGUUUACAAAUUUAAAAUAAUAAUAAAAUCGUUAACGCCGCGGUGCGCCGUAAAUAUUUGACGUUUUACCUAAAAUUUGCUUUCGAGGUUUUCUCAAUAAUUUUGAAAUCUCUUAGAAAAUCAAAAAAUGACCUUUGCAACGCAUCAACUAAACAAAAUUACCUUUCAGAAAAAGUGCUAUGCUUUAAAUAUCGGAGUAAGAUUUCUGGUAGUUAAGUUAGGUAUUGACUAAAUUGUUUUACAACUUUUAAAUAAUAUCGUGUUAGUAGUGAUAGUACCAUUAUAUAUCUAUUCUGUAAUAGUACCUAUCAAAUAUCAACUAGGUAGGUACCAGAAUAAUAUGAUAUUUAAAUAAAUAACUAAAAUAAUAUUACGAAUAGGUACCUCUAUUAGGUACCUAUUAAUAAGUACUUAUUAUCUUGUCAUGUCGAAAAUGUUCAGCAGACAUUCGAUUUACAACUAUUUCCUCACAGUUAGCAUUUCUUACUGCUAAUUCUCCAAGCUAAACAAUUAGGUUUUAGUGCCUUAAAAAUAAGAUAUUGUAGGAAUUAUUUUUGCAUUAUUAGUCCAUUCUUAUAUACUACACUUAGAGUGUAUUCAUUAUUCAAAUUUAUUUGUUGAUUUAAAAUUGUUUUAAUAGGAAAUAGAUAGGUACACGGGAGAUUGUAAAAAUUUGAAUAUUUCAUGCCACAUUAUUUUGGCUGUAAAUUAUUAUAGAAUAAAUAAAAAUGUAUUAUCAAGAUUUAAAUAAUAAUGCCAAAUAUAAACAUCGGUAGCGCUAAAACCAGUUUGGCUGCUGUGACUAUGAUAACAAAGGAAACGUUUCGCGAGCCGACACCCGUCAACCAUGUCGAUAUCAAUCUAGUGGUUAUGCCGGUUAUGGGGAUCAAGUUGACCGGGGAACUAAGUGAUACGUCACUAUGCCCCGACUACAAUGCUUGUACAAUCUCCUUGGUUUGGUGA
Messenger RNA from Cinara cedri, 1987 nucleotides. Lineage: Eukaryota; Metazoa; Arthropoda; Insecta; Hemiptera; Aphididae. The record is from the annotation of a GenBank genome assembly.